This is a messenger RNA of Suillus discolor, 618 nucleotides long. RefSeq lists its product as uncharacterized. The record is from RefSeq and is a predicted model, not a curated record. The coding region runs from base 1 to 618 and encodes 205 amino acids. Lineage: Eukaryota; Fungi; Basidiomycota; Agaricomycetes; Boletales; Suillaceae. The transcript has a single exon.
AUGACUCCUCCUGUUGCUGUCACGGCUCCUCCAGGUGCUGCUGCAGCUGCAGCAGCACCUGCCGUCCCUCCUCCCAUCACUCCCUCUGCAUUCAACAUUUGUGUAUCCCGUAUCUCCUCAGAAGCAGCAAGCGUCAUCGACGAGAGAAUUCUCGCCGGAGGUGCUCCUGGCUCCGAGUAUGCCAACGCUGUGACCUCAUCUUCUUCUGCCUCUUCCAGCAACAUCAAUACGAUCACUGGCUUACGCAAACAUCGUCAUAACCCGGAAGGCAUUUUCUGCACCACUGUCGGGUGCAACAAGGGAGACCACGAUCAUGCUCACUGCUACGGGAAGGGUGGCGGGAUGGAAGGACAGGCGCCAUGGAUGAAGAAUAAGAGGAAGGACAAAGACAUGGCUGCAGCUGCAAUCGUGCCUUCCCCUCCUCCUGUACCACCUCCACUACCAUCCUCCACAGUCAUCGCUGCCUAUGCUGAUGCGACGGCUGUGUCUCACACCUUCCUGGCCGAUCUCUCAGUGCUUCCAUUGUGGAUAUCCCUGACGCACAGUCCGCUAAUGUCACAGCUCUUUGCAAUCUCGUCGCUGUGGGGUUCAAUACCAUUCUGGACUCGGGAACUAUGA